CAAUGCCCCCCCAUUGUCGGUGCGGUGGGCCGUUGGGAGAAGUUUUUCACGAUCGCAGAACAAUAGCCCAGCGAUCCUCUCCACGAAGACGAAACUCACCACAACCGGCUGGCUGGCUGGUAGUAGACGAUUGGCAAGUCAGUCCAGUCUAAGUCACCGUCCGUUGCCGCCACGCGUGUCGUAUUUUGUCACCUUAAUGUUAAAUGUUAGAAGUUAAGAAUAGUUUGUAAUAAAAUAUCAAGUCGAGUUGUGUGUUUAAAUUUAAAUCGCGUGUGAUCUUUUUGAACCGAUGACGGCAAACCAAAUGGCUCAAACCGCCAACAAUUAAAGUGCAUGCAACAGCCAAUAAGGGCCACAGUCCAUCGUGUGAAUCCUAACAUCUUUCCCCCAUGUUGGACGGAGGACGGCAGCACCAGCUAUCAUCGCUAACCCCAGACGGUAAGGUGCAGAGACAAAAAGGUCGUUGACCCCCAACACCCAACAUUUUGGCCACUUCGACCGGAUUUUUCGGACCAUUUUGGAAGCCACCUGGAACGGUACAAGGAACCAUUUUCUUCGCGGGAUCGCCAUUACAACCAAGCCGCCGAGCCCAAGCUUAAUUCGCCAUUGAAAUUAAGCCAACAAUACAUUUCUGCAUGCGCGCCAUUGUCUCUUGGCUUGGCUUGGCUCAACUUGGUGCAUCGGCCCAUCAAUUGCGGGUUUUUUGGAUUCAUCUGCAAUCAACUUGCUGGAGGCUGGCAAGUUUAAACAACACACAUCAACGCAGCGACCGGUGAUUACGAGCCACAACUCAGGUGCCAACGAAUCUGGUCGUUGGUUUGGACCUCGGUGCCUUAGACUCGGAAACAAUCUCCCUGGACUAUCCGUUGGUAAGCUGCAACGAUUGGCGGCGAUUGGAACAUCGCUGUGGGCCUUUAGGUUUCCAGAUCACGGACGGUGAUUGGAACAUCAUCGUCACCAUCAUCAUCGACUGCAGCUCAGACGAGGCGAAAGGUUUCGCUACCCGAUUGCUGGUUUGACGAUCAACACAUAUUGGUUCGAUGUCAGUGGUGCUCAACCUGCGUUAUCAAGCGAUUUGAAAUUUACGUAAGUUAAAUGAAAUCGGGAAAAAUAUUUAUUUUCUUUUGGAAAAAAAUAAUUCUAACGGUAAUUAAUCCUCUUCAACCCAAACACUAUUACCUGAGCCCUGGCGUCAUAGGACAAGAGGUCCAUGACUCGAAGUUUUUCUGUCUGACGGAUUGUUUGGGUUGCUUCCUGGUGCGUUUGCCCGGGGAUUCUGUUGUGAGUUGGAGAGUUCUUUUGAACAAUUGCAAGUUUGGUCAGUUUGUGUCGGACUGUGUCUGGUGGUUCAUGAUUGGCACCGCGAUUGGAAAAUUGCAUUGUAUGUUGAACUCUAAAUCUUGUCGUUUAUACCACAGUGAAGCUGUGAGGUGCUAUAUUGUGAUUUGGACUUGUGUAAUGGAUGUUGGAAACGAUAUCACAAUUAUUUGAAUUUUGUUUGAUCAUGGAAUGCUAAUGCGAAAAUCAAUUACUCAUUUGAAAAUUUAUCACGCUCGGUCAACGUUGUUGUAUUCUGGUGCUGAAAGUGAAUCCGGCCUGUUUUGAGUCUGUUUUGUGUCAGAUUGGUUUACAUAUGAUUUGUGAGAUUGUGUAAGAGAUUUUAUCAGCUUUGGGUUGAUUGUAAUCAAAUUAUAUGAGAUUAAAUUGUCAGAUUGAGUCAGAGAUUUAUCAGCUUUGGGCUGAUUGUAACAAAAACUAUAAGAUAUUGAAUUGUCAGAUUGUGUCAGAGAUUUAUCAGCUUUGGGCUGUUUUACCGUCAGUAACACUGUGUUUGUCAGUUUUUGUUGGAAUUUUUUGGAUUUUGAUUAAUUAUGCCAGUCACAAAGAAGGUGACUUCUGCAGCUGCAGCAACUGCUGCUGCGCCAUCCUUAAAACUAUUGAACGUUAAAUUCAGACAGAUUCAAAUAUCGGCGGGAGACAUUUGGCGUUUUGUCGAUAAUUUUCAAGAAGAAUGUUCUACUUCUGAAAUUGAGGUACGCCUGGAGGAGUUAGACAGUUUAUGGGAACGGUUUAACGAUGCGUUAGUAGACAUUCAAUCGCACGAAGACUUUGAUGAAUUCGAAAAUACCUGCGAAAAAGAUAGGCUACUUUACAGUGAGCAAUAUUACCAUGCAAAAUCGUUUCUGAUGGAGAGAAUUAAAGAGAGGAGGAGGGUUCCGGAAAAUGAUCUAACUUCUCGGGCCAACGAAAGCUUAUCACAAUCCACACUUGAUCAUGUUCGACUUCCUCAGAUCAAGUUGCAGACCUUCAAUGGUGACAUUGAAGAAUGGUUAAGCUUUAGGGAUCUUUAUACUUCGUUGAUUCAUUGGAAACCCGACUUACCUGAAGUGGAAAAGUUCCACUAUUUAAAGGGCUGCUUGCAAGGUGAACCGAAAGCCUUUAUUGACCCUUUGAAAAUUACUCAAGCAAACUAUCAAAUCGCUUGGGAUUUGUUAGUAAAGCGCUAUAAUAACAACAAACAACUUCGGAAAAGACAGGUUCAAGCCCUGUUCCAACUGCCAACACUCACCAAGGAAUCCGUCACAGAUUUGCACGUUCUUUUAGAAGGUUUCGAAAGAAUUGUGCAGACCUUGGAUCAAAUCGUACAACCGGUAGAUUAUAAGGAUCUGCUAUUGGUUCAGAUUCUCUCCUCGCGUCUCGAUCCAGUGACACGCAGAGGAUGGGAAGAAUUUUCGGCAAAUGAGGACCAAGAUUUGAUAAAAAACUUGACGGAAUUCCUGCAGAGACGAGUUCGCGUUUUGGAAUCGUUACCAGCUAAACCAGUUGAGCAAAAACUUCCACAGCAGCAAUUAUCAUCUGUUAAACCAAAACCAUUCGUGAGGCGAAGCUUUAAUACGGUUCAAACGUUCGGCAAACGUUGUGUAGCUUGCGCGUCAGAUCAUCCGCUGUAUCAAUGUUCAAGUUUUCAGCGCAUGGCAGUGGCUGAUCGGGAAAAGCUAUUGCGAACAAAUCAACUGUGUCGGAAUUGUUUCAACAAGGGUCACAAGGCGGUAGAAUGCAGGUCGAAAUACUCUUGCCGACAUUGCAAGGGUCGUCAUCAUAGUCUGGUCUGCUUUGACCACGAAAGGGCAGCAUCAACUAGCUCGGAACAACGCAGAGGUGAACCAACGCGUGCGGAUUCUGACACCAGCUCCACUCAAGUUACUACCUCAGCAGCAACGGUCACGAAAUCAGCGAAUACUUCACAGUGCUCAGCGCAAAUUCUUUUGGCAACCGCAGUGGUGGUUCUAGAGGACGAUUACGGUAAUCGGUAUCCAGCACGGGCUCUUUUGGACUCGGGGUCAGAGAGCAACCUACUCACGGAGCGCAUGAGCCAACGCCUGAAGGUUCCCAGGGAAAGGGUGGACAUUUCGGUGAUUGGAAUCGGGCAAGCAUCCACCAGGGUUAAGCAGAGAAUUCGAGCAUCUGUCAGAUCACGCAUUUCCGAAUUCGAACGGUCGAUGAGUUUCCUCGUUUUGCCAAAGGUAACCGCUAACUUGCCUGUCGCCUCGAUAACCACCAAGGGAUGGAAGAUUCCAAAGGGUAUUGAACUUGCUGAUCCGUCUUUUUCAAUUUCUGGUGAAGUUGACAUCGUUUUGGGUAUUGAAGCUUUCUUUGAAUACUUUGAUAGUGGCAAGAAGAUCCAUCUUGGGGCUGGGCUACCAACACUGAACUAUUCCGUAUUUGGAUGGGUAGUUUGUGGAGGGAUUUCUCAAUCUAGAACCUCUAUCUCCGUGGCGAAUAAUUCCAUUUCGGCAGAAGAAUCCCUAGAAUCCAUGAUGACUCGAUUUUGGUCCCUGGAGGAGGUCGAGUCCCCGGUCGUAUUUUCACCUGAAGAAGCUCGCUGCGAAACCCUAUUUACCCAGACGGUGCAGCGACAGCCUAAUGGACGUUAUACAGUCACUUUACCCAAGAAUGAAAACGUUUUGGCGCAACUUGGCGAAUCUAAGGAGAUCGCAUUGCGGCGUUUUCUAGCCACGGAACGAAGAUUAGCCAGAGAUGAGAACCUGAGGAGUCAAUACAUCGCUUUUAUGGAAGAAUAUGUCAGUUUGGGUCAUAUGCGUAUGGUUCAUGAGUCAGAUUACGAGUCAGCUAUCAAGUCAGUUCAUGGGUCAGAUAUGAGAUCAAGUAAUGAGUCAGUUUAUGAGUCUGUUGAAGAGUCAGCAGGACGGUCUGUUAAAAUGUGUGAGAAUGAGUCUGUAAAUGAGUCUGUUGAGAAGUCAGUUGAUGAGUCAGUUGAUAAGUCAGUAAGAUCAAUGUCAGCGAAUGCGUCUGUAAACAAUGUCAGAAAUUUGUCAGAAGGUAGCAUGGGUAAAAAAUCAGUCGGACGCUGUUAUUUGCCCCACCAUCCGGUGGUUAAAGAGGCCAGCACCACCACGAAGCUGAGAGUGGUAUUCGAUGCUUCUUGCAAAACAUCUUCCGGAAUAUCCCUAAACGAUUCGUUGCUUGUCGGUCCGGUUGUUCAAGAAGAUCUACGAUCGAUCAUCCUACGUUGCCGCACCAAACAGUUUAUGAUAGUCGCUGAUGUGGAGAAAAUGUUUCGUCAGAUUGAAGUCCACCGAUCAGAUCAAUCUCUCCAGUCAAUAUUAUGGAGAUCUUCUCCUACCGAUGAGAUUUCGACCUACGAACUUUGCACGGUGACCUACGGAACAAAACCUGCACCGUUUUUGGCCACACGCACGCUUCGACAACUCGCUAUGGAUGAGGAGGUCAAUUUUCCACUAGCAGCAAGGGCUGUUCUCGACGAUACGUAUAUGGAUGACGUAAUCACAGGAACAGAUGAUGCCUCAGAAGCCGGAACCCUACGAAGUCAACUGGAUGAAUUAAUGUCAAGCGGAGGAUUUCGCUUGAGGAAAUACGCGUCUAAUUGCUUGGAGAUCUUAGGCAAUAUACCCCAAGAAAACUUGGCUAUUCCUUGCUCGGAAGGAAUUCCACUCGAUCUCAAUCCAUCGGUUAAAACUUUGGGCCUUACGUGGAUGCCCUUGUCAGAUGAAUUCAGCUUCCAGUUUUCUUUGCAACCUUUAGACGAUAGCGAGCCUUUAACCAAACGUCGAAUCCUAGCAAUUAUCGCUGCAUUGUUUGAUCCUUUGGGGCUACUUGGAGCUACGAUAGCAAGCGCGAAGAUUUUUAUGCAACUACUUUGGACGUUGCAAGAUGAAAAAGGAGAAAAACUUAAUUGGGAUCAGCCGGUGCCUCAAAUGGUGGGUGAGCAGUGGAAGAAAUAUAAUCGCCAACUUCCGCUUUUAAAUCAAGUCAAGCUCAAUCGUUGUGUCAUCAUGCCUCAGCCGACUUCGGUGGAAUUACACUUCUUUUCUGAUGCAUCUGAGAAGGCUUAUGGUGCGUGUGCCUACGUGCGCAGUCAGAAUCGGGACGGUCAGGUAAAGGUCAGCUUGCUCACUUCAAAAUCGCGAGUAGCACCACUCAAAUGUCAGAGUAUCCCCAGGCUUGAACUCUGCGGGGCCCUUGUGGCCGCAGAGCUCAAUGAACAGAUAAAAAGGUCAGUUAAAACGAGUUUGAGAACAGUUUUUUGGACUGAUUCUACAUGUGUUCUGCGUUGGCUUCAAUCGAUCCCAUCUACUUGGACCACUUUUGUCGCAAACCGAGUCAGCAAAAUCCAAACUCUAACGGAAGGUUGUCAAUGGAAUCACGUUGCCGGAAAAGAAAACCCAGCCGACCGCAUAUCACGCGGAAUAACACCGGAGGAAAUAGUAAACAAUCAAUUUUGGUGGAAUGGUCCUAGUUGGUUGUCGGAUUAUCCAGAUAGUUGGCCUAUUACCACGAGAACAUUCCCUGAAGGGGACGAAGAAAACGAACGAAGGCGUUCCACAAUUGCUGCGACAGGUUCAGAGAAGCAAGAAUUCAACAGAUGGUAUAUUUCGCACUUCUCCUCCUACACAAAGUUGAUUCGUUGCACUGCCAUUUGGAUGAGAUUGUGUCGGUUGCUAAAAAGGUCAGAACAAGGAGUUACGUCUGGAUUUCUUAGAACUGUCGAGUUAGCAGAAGCUGAACACGUUUUAGUUCGGCUUGUUCAGAAAGAAUGUUUCAAUGAUGAGCUUAAGGCACUCUCUAAUGGUGAUUUUGUGUCGCGUCGAUCCCCUCUUCGAUGGUUCAACCCCUUUCUCGAAAAUAAAUCCAUAAAAUUGGGUGGAAGACUUAAAAAUUCCUUGGAACCAGAAACUUUUAAACAUCCUCUUGUUCUCCCAGCUCAGCACUGUUUUACUAAAUUGUUGUUCCGUCAUUAUCAUGAAAAGUUGCUCCAUGGUGGACCCCAGCUGAUGCUCAGCGCAAUAAGGCAACGAUUCUGGCCACUCGGAGGAAGGAGUGGAGUUCGUAAUGUUGUUCACCAAUGCUUGAGAUGUUUCAAGACAAAGCCAACUCCAAUCCAGCAGUUCAUGGGCGAAUUACCUACAGAAAGAGUAACAGCGUCUAGGCCAUUUACAAAAACCGGCGUUGAUUAUUUUGGUCCAAUCUAUGUUCGGCCAGGACCUCGAAAACCAGCUUCUAAGGCCUACGUUGCUCUUUUCGUAUGCCUGUCAACCAAGGCAGUUCAUCUGGAGUUGGUUUCCGAUCUUUCUACUGAUCGUUUUCUCCAGGCACUGCGACGAUUUAUUGGGAGGUGGGGGCGAAUCGCUGAUAUCUUCUCGGACAACGGGACUAAUUUUAUUGGAGCAAAAAAUUAUUUGCAAGAGAUCCACCAACUGUUUACAUCGAAACAACACCAGGAGAUGGUUUCAAAACAUUGUGCUGAUGAGGGGAUACAGUGGCAUUUGAACCCUCCCCGCGCCCCACAUUUCGGUGGACUCUGGGAAGCAGCUGUGCGCUCGGCAAAACACCACAUUCUUAGAGUGAUCGGUGAUCAGCCACUACCAUUUGAAGAUAUGAGUACAUUAUUGGUUCAGGUCGAGAGUUGUCUGAACUCUCGACCGAUAACACAGUUAACAGAUGAUCCUAACGAUCUCGAGCCGCUAACUCCUUCGCAUUUCUGGCUUGGCUCCUCUCUUCAAUGUCUGCCAGAACGAGAUUUGAGAAAUGUAGCAACAAAUCGGUUGAAUAAUUCUCAAAUUGUUCAACAAAAAUUGCAGCAGAUAUGGACUCGGUGGAAGCAGGAGUAUCUCUGCCAACUACAGGCUAGAACGAAGAGGUGGAACAAACCAGUUAAGAUUGAGGUCGGAAAACUGGUGGUGAUCUGUGAUGAUAAUUCUCCACCAAUACACUGGAAGAUGGGCCGGAUUCACGAAGUGCACCCAGGGAUUGAUGGGGUAGUACGGGUCGUUACGCUCAAGACUGCAACAGGGUUUAAAACCAGAGCAGUUGAACGUCUUUGUUUGUUACCCGUUCAACCAGAAAGAGAAGUUGUUGUUGAGUCAAACAUUGUGUAAAAAUCCCAACCUAUUCCUUUCCCCUCCCUUCCCAAAGAAGAGGAUUUUCCUUUUUAUUUUUCAGAAAUCGAGCUAUUUCUGGGUGGGUGAGGAUGUACGAAGGUGAUCGCUCCUAGGUACGCUACUGAUCGCAGCCCAUCAAUGCCCCCCCAUUGUCGGUGCGGUGGGCCGUUGGGAGAAGUUUUUCACGAUCGCAGAACAAUAGCCCAGCGAUCCUCUCCACGAAGACGAAACUCACCACAACCGGCUGGCUGGCUGGUAGUAGACGAUUGGCAAGUCAGUCCAGUCUAAGUCACCGUCCGUUGCCGCCACGCGUGUCGUAUUUUGUCACCUUAAUGUUAAAUGUUAGAAGUUAAGAAUAGUUUGUAAUAAAAUAUCAAGUCGAGUUGUGUGUUUAAAUUUAAAUCGCGUGUGAUCUUUUUGAACCGAUGACGGCAAACCAAAUGGCUCAAACCGCCAACAAUUAAAGUGCAUGCAACAGCCAAUAAGGGCCACAGUCCAUCGUGUGAAUCCUAACAUCUUUCCCCCAUGUUGGACGGAGGACGGCAGCACCAGCUAUCAUCGCUAACCCCAGACGGGAUGCACGCAGUUUCAUAACAGCUGGAAUCGAUGUUCAGCAAGGGAUAAGGCCACGGAGAGGCUUAUAUCACUGGAACCAAUCUUCUCACUCAUACUUAUUAUGAACUGAACCAUAAUGUUGGAUGAUAUCUUAAGCACAUCAAAAGCGAUGUGCCCUUGGUCAAAUAUGGCGAGCUCAAACCGGAAGUAAAAACACAUUAUAGCAAAAUUUUUGUUGCUGGAGUUAGAAUCGAGUCCAAGAUCAAAGAUCUAGACAGCAAGCUUUAAAUAACACGAUCUCACCGGAAGUAAUCGUCUCUUCGCAUCAAUCAAAAGAGUUCAUUACCGGGAAGAAAUGAACCGCUUGCAGGAAGAUCGACCUAAGCUGAAAUAUAUAGAGAAAGGCCGUGCUAAAAUCACAAACAGAUCUUGUUGAGGUAAAAUCGUGACACGUCAGCCGUUUUGUGGACCGAUUCCGUACAUGUUCACUUUCAAACGGAACUGGAAAAAAGAGGCUAAGGAUUGCAGCGCAACACUAAUCGCACAAACACACAUUCCAUAUCGGGUUGGACUAGGAAAGCGAACGAUUGGCUUGGGACAAAUGCGGUAAAAGUGACACAGAACAAAAAAAAAUGCACCGCGUCACCACGACAAAUGGCAUCCCUGGGCACCUGGCUGAAGUCACUUAUCUUGAUAAGCGUGAAAUACAGUUAGCUGGGGCGUAUAUACGCCUGGCACUAGCUGCGGAAAGAAUUCUAGCUUAACUCCUUCCGGCCAAUAACGACGACGACAAUUUCCCGGUUCUUAUUCCCCACACUUCGCGUCAACCACCGUCAUUUGUUCCGAGUCGAGUCGAGUGUGACAAUCCGAAUGAGUUGUGUUCCGCUGUUCUGAGGUAAAUGAAAAACUAUUGUAGAGCACACAGGUCCCUCCCACCACCAACCUCAUUUGAACGGAUGGAAGAAGCAAAAGGUCUCGAAUAGGAAAAUGGAUUCAAGUACAACACACCGUUAGUAUAGUGGGUGGCGAUUAUGGUUCUAGAAUACUAAUGUAAUUAAAACCUAAUGAGCGGGACGCGAGCAAGAGAGAGAUAGAAAGAAAACGCUGAGAAGGGUCGCGAAGGACAAAGGAUACAGCUUGACGAAUUGCCGAGGCUUGAAUUUGAAAUCCCUCGACAUGCAACA
Molecule: messenger RNA, 9160 nt
Organism: Uranotaenia lowii
Lineage: Eukaryota; Metazoa; Arthropoda; Insecta; Diptera; Culicidae
Exons: 4
Coding region: 1872-7418 (1848 amino acids)
Biological process (GO): DNA integration; proteolysis
Molecular function (GO): nucleic acid binding; aspartic-type endopeptidase activity
Source: RefSeq, a predicted model, not a curated record